Messenger RNA from Sander lucioperca (pikeperch), 2166 nucleotides. Its product is annotated as clavesin-1-like. Gene Ontology annotation, cellular component: membrane. The transcript is spliced from 8 exons. Gene Ontology annotation, molecular function: phosphatidylinositol bisphosphate binding. Lineage: Eukaryota; Metazoa; Chordata; Actinopteri; Perciformes; Percidae. The record is from RefSeq and is a predicted model, not a curated record. Bases 1033 to 2016 code for a protein of 327 amino acids.
AUCCUGACGUCUUCUCGGAGCACAAAGUGAAAACGCAUCUCGGUGGGAUCCCGCUUCGUCCUCCUCACACGUUACAAAGCCCACACGGAUUCACAAGGACACACUUUAACCGCAUCUGACGCUUUUCAGAGACGUUUUUAGAAUUUUAUUUCCUUGAUUUUUUUUAUUUUUUUUAUUUGGACGUGAAAUCUCUUUUUGUCCGCGGGAUACCGAUGGCCACCACCACCACCGUCCCCAGCAUCAGCACCAACACCAACACCACCGGAGGGCCGUCGGGCCAGCCAGGACGGCCGGGAUUCAACCAGCACACCUAGCAGGUCGCUCCACUGCUUCGGAGACCCACACCAGACCGCCCGAGCUGCCUUAACUGACCUUUGACCUUUGACUAGAGCAACAGGACCCGUCAUCGCCAUCCCGCCUCCUCAUCAUGACGCAGCAGAGGGUCGACUGAUUCAAACCGAGAGAUCUGAAAGAUGACCGAGAGCAGGAGGAGGAGGGAGCCGAGAGACGCCGAACGGCAAGAAAAUUAGGACAAAAAGGAUGUGAAUGUGGCACCGACACUGACCUUUGUCCCCCCUCCCCCCCAUGUGCUGUUCAUUAACCCACACUGUAACGUCCCACACUAUAACAAUCUCAACAUUUCAACCUGACGUCAGAAAACCAAAAAAAACCGUCCGGCUUCAUAGGAACCAACAAUGUAGAGGAAGACAGCAGCGACGAUUGUUGAUUCAUAAGCUGUUACACUGAACUACGAAACACCGUCACACCGAUUGUCUCUUGCCGACGAAAUCUGGAGCUGAAACGGUUUCAACGGCAACUAAACUAAACUAAGAUUGUGUUACAGAUAAAGACAACCAAAUCCCAGCCACGACAAGAUUGUACAACUAAACAAAACUGUCUGGAGAUAUGUAUAUUAUAUACACGUUGGAAUAAAACUUGAAAAACGUACAAGGUGGGAGAACAAACUGAUCUACGGUUUGCACAGAAAAACACAUUUUGGACGUUUCGGGAAUCGAAGCAGAGUGAGACUCCAUGAUGACGCACCUGCACGCUGGCCUGAGCGCCGAGACGACGGAGAAGGCUCGCUUAGAGCUCAACGAAAACCCCGACACUCUGCAUCAGGACAUCCAGCAGGUGCGAGACAUGAUCGUGACGCGGCCGGACAUCGGUUUCCUGCGGACGGACGACGACUUCAUCCUGCGUUUCCUGAGAGCCCGGAAGUUCAACCAGAUGGAAACCUUCAGGCUGCUGGCCCAGUACUUCCAGUUCAGACAGCAGAACCUCGACAUGUUCCAGAGCUUCAAGGUGGACGACCCGGGGAUUAAGCGGGCGCUGAUGGACGGUUUCCCCGGCGUGCUGGAGACUCCGGACCAACAUGGGCGAAAAAUCCUCAUCCUGUUCGCCUCCAACUGGGACCAGAGCAGGAACUCGUUCACGGACAUCCUGCGGGCGAUCCUUCUCUCUCUGGAGGUUUUGAUCGAGAACCCGGAGCUCCAGAUCAACGGUUUCAUCCUCAUCAUCGACUGGAGCAACUUCUCCUUCAAACAGGCGUCCAAGCUCACGCCCAACAUCCUCAAACUGGCCAUCGAGGGCCUUCAGGACAGUUUCCCCGCUCGGUUCGGAGGAAUCCACUUUGUGAAUCAGCCGUGGUACAUCCACGCCAUGUUCACCAUCAUCAAACCCUUCCUCAAAGACAAGACCAGGAAGAGGAUCUUCCUCCACGGUAACAACCUGAACUCGCUCCACCAGCUGCUCCAGCCCGAGUGUUUGCCGUCGGAGUUCGGCGGGACUCUGCCGCCGUACGACAUGGGCAUCUGGGCCCGAACGCUGCUGGGCCCCGACUACAGCGACGAGACGGAGUACACGCUGACGUACGACGCGCUGCACGUCAGGGAGAACUGCGGAGGAGGAGGAGGAGACAGGGAGACGAUGAAGAGGUCUCAGUCGGUGGUGGAACCAGGAACUCUCCGACAAACAGACAGAGAGACCAGCACACCACUACUGGCCCUGGACUGAACACACACACACACACACACACACACACACACACACACACACACACACACACAGACACACACACACACACAUACAGACACAUACAUACAGACACACACACACACACACACACACACACAGACAUAUACACACACACACACACACACACAC